UUCUCCUAUUACGGCCCUAUUCAUAGAACAUAUUAAAAUUACCAGCCCCCCUAGCCAAGUGGCAUACGAUUUAUAGCGUUUCUCUUUCUACAAACGUUGACGCCUUAUCGAAUACGAUAAACGACAGGUAGCCAAGUGGAUUAGAACUUGGCGAACGCUUAUUCUAUUGGAUCGUACGCUAAUGUCUAUGGCUUCGAAUUCUAACGUCAGUCAGCGUACGUCAAACUGUCAACUGUCAUUCAGUUUGACAUUAGUAAUGUUGAAAAAUAUUCUUGAAAUAUUCAAAUUAAACUGCCGAAUUCCGAAAACGGAAAAAGUAAAAAGUCAAAAAAUUUUUGAAGUGAACUAAAAAAUACAGGUUGUGCUUUAAAUUAUAAAAAUACAAAUAGAGUUUAGAAAUGGAGAGACUGCGCGCCAGCCAGGAGCAAUUUUCUGCUCUUAUAGAAUUCAUGGAAAGGUAUGGUGACCUCUCUCGACCACAGCGGGGACCUCAGGGUCGACUAAAAGCCGACCAAAUGUGGGCAAGGCUCACAUUAUUACUUAAUUCAGUUGGUGGUGGGGUUCACAAAUCACAAGAGAAGUGGAAGAAAGUCUGGGCAGAUUGGAAGACUAAAACAAAAAAAAAGAAAAUGUUGAUUUCCAACCACACAAAUGGUACUGGUGGUGGUCCAAGCAGCAGGCUGUCUCUAACAGUUUUGGAAGACCGAGUCUGUGCCAUACUGGGAGAGACUGCUGUUCUUGGUCAAGCUGGCAUACAAGAGCAUGGCUUUAAUGCGCCACCAGUACCAAGGGAAGAACCCAUUCCUGAAGAUGUGGAAAUUGAAAUUCCUGUAGGCUUAGAGAAUUUUAAUUAUAAUACAAGUGUUCCAACAUUGCCAGCAUCACCGCUACUGCUAGACCCACAGCCCUCACCACCACCACCACCAGUACGUCCGCCGCCCCCUCUACCGCGUUCUCCUCCGCGUCCCACUGGUCGACGGUCAUCGGCGUCACCGCGAUCUGCGACUGCCUCGCCGCGACAUGGGAUGCAGAGAGCUCGCAGGAAUCGCGGCUUAACGCCAUUUGACCGGGCCGCUACAGAAUUUGUGGCGGUUGAACAACGACGCCUUGCACUGGAGGAGACGCGAGAGAAGCUUUCCCAUGAGCGAGAAAGGGAAAGGGAAAAGCUUCUCCAUGAACGUGAGAGGGAGCGUGAGGAACUUUUCCACCAAAGAGAAAUGGAGCGACUGCGGCUGGAGUCGCUAAAGGUUGAGGCAAAUCGCGAGCAAACUAGGGUGAUGCAGCAAAUAGCUGUUAUCGGGCAAAGGUUGCUCGAGAUAUUGCCUCAAGGGCCCGCAUCUUAAUUUUUUUUUUCAUAGGGUUUUAAGUGUAUUAUUUAGUGCCUUUCUUUUUAUUUUUUUUAAGUGCUUGUUUUAGAUUUUAAUUUAAUAGUUUAAGUACAGUAUUUUCUGUCCUC
Messenger RNA from Colias croceus (clouded yellow), 1456 nucleotides. RefSeq names its product formin-like protein 2. NCBI's taxonomy places the organism in Eukaryota, Metazoa, Arthropoda, Insecta, Lepidoptera, Pieridae. The record is from RefSeq and is a predicted model, not a curated record. The coding region runs from base 399 to 1343 and encodes 314 amino acids. The transcript is spliced from 6 exons.